AAAGUAUUAUAUAUACAGCUUUGCUGGCGACUUUCAAAAAAUCGCCGCUACUGAAAAUCGCCAAGCAGUGGGCUAAAGCACAUUUUCACCAAACUUUUAUUAUUGUUUACGAAUAGACAUUCUUGUAAGCAAUAAAAUUAAUUUUUAGUAUUAAGUUUACCUUUUUUCCCCCCUUAGAAUGUGAAAAAUUUAAUCGAAAGGAAAUGCUCAUACACUAUCUUUCAGCUGAAUCUGUGACGCAUUUGUUUAAAUGUAUGUUUAAAUUGUUAAAAUAAGUAAAUGUCAGAAAAGAGUACUUGAAUCAACAAAUCAGAAACGGCUGCAUAAUAAAUUAACAGAAAGAAACAUCUUUUCGUGCUGUUAUGGAAUACCAAUCAAGCAAUGAAAACUUGGAAACAAACCCUGUUGAAUGCGAAUCGUGUAAACAAACGUGCGGUGGCAGAGGAGUAUUCUGUAAUAAUAUUCUAUCACAAAAUAUUCAAAGCUAUAAAUGCAAUGAUUGUGAAAUGUGCUUUACAGAUAAAUUGAUUUUAGAUCAACAUUCUUUAAUUCAUAGUGAUGAUAAAACAUAUGAAUGUGAUAUUUGUGGAAAAAUUUUUCUUAAUGAAAGCUCUGUUCAAAGGCAUACUAAGAUCUGCCAUUCUCCAGAUAAACCUUAUACAGGCAAAGAAAUAUUUACAUGUGGUGUAUGCAAUAAAACGUUUGAACAUAAAUCUAAAUUGCGUAAACACAGUCGUUCUCAUCGUGCCAGAUCCCAUGUUUGUGACAUAUGUGGAAAAAGUUUUGUGGAGAAAAGCACUCUGUCUCAGCAUUAUUUUAUUCACACCGGAGAGAAACCAUUUCAGUGUAAAGUGUGUGGACAAAAGUUUAAUAAAAACAGUACCCUCACGAAGCAUUAUAAACGCCGUCAUCCAGAAGGAAACCCAGCAGAUGAAAUUAAAAAGCCAGCACAGGAACAGUGUUCUGGAAUAAAAAUAUAUACUUGCAUCAUAUGUGGUAAAAAAUUUGAUGCCAAGUUUAAGUUACUCAAGCACAGCCGUAUUCAUUCUGGGGAAAGACCUUUUGUAUGCGAGAUAUGUGGAAAAGGUUUUAUUGAAAAAAGCACUCUUUCUCAGCAUUAUUUUAUUCAUACAGGAGAGAAACCAUUUCAGUGUGAGGUCUGUGAAAGGAAAUUCAAUAAAAAGAGUGCUCUUAAAAGUCAUUCAGUUCUCCACUUAAAACAAAACAGUUCAGAUGAUACUAACACAUCAUUUCCCAAAGUUUUUACGUGUGAUAUAUGUGAUAAAAAGUUUGACAUGAGAAUGGCAUUGCACAACCAUCGACGAUAUUGUUCUGGCGUGAAAAAACAUGUAUGUGAAUUGUGCGGAAAAGGUUUUGUUGAGAAAACAAACCUUCUUCGUCAUUUGUUAAUUCACACAGGAGAAAAACCCUAUGAAUGUGAAAUAUGCAACAAAAGAUUUAAUACAAAUAGCUAUCUUAAAAAACAUUUGCAUCUCCACGUGAAGGAAAAGAGUUCUGAUAUUGUAGAUCCUGAACCUGUGAAAGAAACACAUGAAUGUGAAAUAUGUUAUAAAAAGUUUGAUUCAAAAGGGAGAUUAAAUGAUCAUCAGUUGUAUUGUCGAGGGGUAAAACGCCAUAUGUGUGAAAUAUGUGGCAAAGGUUUUGCUUACAAAAACAAAUUGUUGCAACACAUUUUAAUUCAUAUUGGUGAAAAGCGUUAUGAAUGCGAAGUAUGUAAAAAAAAAUUCAGUACAAGCAGUUAUCUUAGGAAACAUUCAUUACUACAUGUUCCAAAUGGAAUUUGAUACAUUCUGACUUUGCAUUAGGUUUUAAAUUAAAUUUAUUUAAGAUAUGAAACAGAUUUUUAUAUCUACAGUCCAAGAUAAUAUAAAGUUUUUAUUUAAAUGUCUACAGUUUAAAAACUGAAUAAUGAAGCUCAUAGCAGGUUUUUUUAAGAAUAGUAUGAAACAUGUAGUAAUUAAAUGUAAACAUGUACAUGUAAACAUGUAGUUUUGAUUUAAAGCAUGUAUAAUGCUUAAAUGUCAGAUUGCAUAAUUUAUUUAAUUUUAAUGAUGAUAAAAUUUUCUAUAGCAUUGUUUUCUCUUCAGUAUAAAUUUGAAAGAUGUAUAAUUAUUAUUAUUCAGCAAAUCUUAAUAUCAUGAUUCAUUGAUUUAAAUUAGCAGUACUAAUGUAUUAUCACAACCAGCUUAGUAAAAUCACCAAAGUUUCAGAACAUGCCAAAAGUGCACAACAGUUUUUUAGGCAACCAUAGGCGUGAUAAUUCUUUAGUCGUCAUUAUUGUAUUUCUCUUUUUUUUUUUUUGUUUCUUUGUUGUUGCAUUUUGAAUUCAAUGGAUUUUAUAGACAAAUUAGGAUACUUUUCAAUUUUAAAAAUGAGCUUUUCAGAUUGAAAGAAACUGCAAUCAAAUUUCUACCAGAAUACAGUAUUUUGCUGUAGAAAUGGGUCAUUGCUAAAGGAAAAAAAUAUUUUGAAUCUCUUUUUCAAGAGAUUGCCACGAAAUCAACCAGAAUAAAACCCCUCUUGUGAGUAAGUUUAUGGAUAGUUUUUAAGAUAAAUACAUAGUUAAAAUGUAAAAUAUGCUCAUAAUAAUAAGUUUGUAAAUAAUAGAUAAUUUUUUACAUUUAUAAGAUAUUCUUUUUCUUCCAUGAGAUCUGCCAAACUGCACAUAGGUUAUUGUGCUCAUACAUAAGUACCAAAAUAGCUUCAUAACAAUAAACCAUGGUAGCAAAACAUAAAUCUCAAAGCACUUACAUCGCAAGUAUGCAAAAGUAAGAGAAGUGAAUUGAGAGCUUCAUUUUAAUUAUUAAAUAGGAAGUUAGUUUUUAUUAUCAAAAAUCAAAAGGUUUAAGCAAUUGAGUUGUUUACAGAGCCCUACUUCUGAUGCUUUGCAUUCAGUGGUAUGUAAAAUAUCUAAAAAUUCUGUAUCAGUCUGAUACUGAUCAAAUUUAACUAUGAUAAUAUGUGUCCCUUCCUCUCUUCAGAAUGUUUUCACUUUUAUAGCAUCAACAUUUUGAAAAUACUCUUUAUGCAAUUGCCAUGGUAGUUCUUUUUCAAGAACAUUCAUUUACCCUUGGUUUAUAUUAUUAUUUUUUUUUUAACAUGGUGUUACUUUGGAUAAAAGCAGCUAAAUGCAUCCAUAUGCUUAACAUCAUUUCAGCUUUAAGAAUAGCUGAAGUCAUGCAUACUUCAGCCAUAUUUAAAGCUUUCUUCCAAAUAAAAAUAUGCUAUUUUCUGUAUACAGUUUAAAAGUACAGGGAGCAUUCUUAUCAAACAAUUAUAUAAAAAUCCUUUUUCUCACUGUUACAUUUUAGACUCGUAUGUUUACUUAUAAGUAGCAUUAUAUUCAUGUACCUAACUUUUAUCUUUCAGACCUCUUUGGUGAUACAAUUUGGAAGAGACUUUUAUGAAGUUAUCUUGGAAUACAAAACAUAUGGCAAUAAAAUAUCAUACAUAGUAAAAAUUUGGUUUAAUCCAACUGAAAGCACACGAGUCAACAUGUUAUAUUACAUAGGUAUAUUAAUUCAUCAGUUUGUUUAAUCAUAAAGCAGUAAAUAAUUUUUUGGAAACACAAAAUGUAAAAAUAGAGAGAAAAAAAAUAUACAAAGUAAUGAAAAAUAACAGGCAAAUGAAGUUGUACUAUUAAUUAAUAAACACUGCAAAGUAUUUAAUUAAUUUAUUAAAUUAGUGAUGAUUUUAUGACAUUAAGUUGAUUCUGCUGGGGAUGUUAACCUCUUACUAUAACAUCAUUCAAUAAUUAAGAAAUUUGGAUUAGGCAUUAACUGUCCUUCCUGGUUAGUUGAAAGCAUGAAUGCAUUCAAACAAUCAAGAAUAAUACCUUACAAGAGGAAAUCAUUUGAUUUACAAAUACUUUAAUUAAAAAUAAUAUUCCCAAAUAUCCUAUUAAUUUUUUUUUAUAAAAAAGGUGGCAUUAACUACGAAUUCUAAUCUGUAAUUUUAUUAGAUAAUGAUUGCAAUAUUUCAAAUUGCAAGGAGAAGAGCGCAGGAUGUAUUAAUUAGGAGAACAAUUUUAGCCAUUUUUCGUAAUACUUCUAUGAUAGUAACAAGUUUUAAGGGUAGUGUUUGCCAGUUUGUAGAAGCAGCAUUUUUUGUAAGGCAACCCUAUUCUCAGAAGCACAUUUCUUGGGUUCAAAUCCCGGAGAAAGCGUGGAUGUUUGUAAAUACACAGUGUCCAUGCUGCAUAGGGACACUCUAAAUAUGCGCCAACCCGAAAGUCCUCUCAAGCAGUUGGUGGUAGGGAAAGAGGGGUGGGAGACUCUCGGACCUGUUCCCCCAGGGUGCUGUCUAUCAAAUUGGGGGCAGAACUGAGCUAAAUUGCACUGUCACCUAUAAGGUGUUCAAGGCUGUUGCCAACGACAGGUGUGCUCCUUGCCAUAAGGAAUAUCGUGGGUUUGGGCUGACUAUAAAAACCAGGGAGAAUUAGCAACAACAUAACAUUUUCUUCUUUGUUACACAGAUCAAUUAGCAAUAUUCUUUAGCAAAGGAGCUUUUCAAUAAGCCAAAGCUAACUUUCUUAGGUAACCUUGAUCAUUAACACCUGUAGAAAGAGUAGUUAGAUACCAAGUUUCAGCCAUUUACGUAAGUUACAACAAGAGUAGACAUUUGAUUGAGAGGAUUUUUCAUCAUUUAUGGCAGUUUUGCUUUUAGUAUUAAACCCUUGAUACUUAUGUAUUAUCCCUUCGACCAACGGCGGGAACUUUGGCAAUGGCAAUCGUUACUGGGGAGUCGCUAAAUCGUGCUACUUGGCCGGUCGGUGGGAUAAUAUGCAAGUACCCAACACUUUUUCACAAUUAGAGCAAUCUUCUCGUACCUUUUACCUAAAUUUAACACCACUAUUAGAAGUGUAGUUUUUUUCCCUCCUGAGAACUAUAUAGCCAGUUUGAAAAUAUUUUAAAGAGACAGUAGAUAGUUGCUCUAAUAAGUAAUUUUUUGGUCCUUUUGCUUUUUAUAAUUAAUUGAUGUAAUAAUAAUGUGAUUUUAAUUUCGAUUUUUUUAAAGAAUUUUCAUUUUUUCAUUCAUUUGAUUUUUGUUUGAAGAAUUUUUUUUUACUUUCCUACAUAAAAAUUUUUUACACUCUAAAAUCUUAAUAGGAUAUUGGAAUCUUGAAGAGGCUUUCCCCAUAGAGGUGUUAUUCUUGAUUAUUUGGAAGAUAGUUAGGUUCUUUAAUUUUUAUUUUUGCUGUUUAAUAUGUUUUCAAGUAGUCGGGAAGGAAAGAAACAUCUAAUCAUAAUUCUUUAAUAAUUAAAUGAUGUUAUGGUAAGAGGUUAACACCCCCUGAAGAGUCAACUUAAUGUCAUGAAAUCAUCAAUAUUUUAUUAAAUUAAUCUAAUAUUUUGCAGUUAUUUUUAUUUGUUGGUACAAAUUUCUUUCAGCAUAGUUAUUUUUCACUAUUUUGAAUAAAUUUUUGUCACUGACUUUUUACAUUUUGUAUUUCCAAAAAAUGAUUCCUGUUUGUUAUGAUUAAAAUAAUUAAUUAAAAUUGAAACAGCUGUAUUAACUCUAGAUUAUUCCUUUGAAAGUCCAUUUUAAGUCAGUUUUUUGCAGUUCAGUAUAUAAAGUUUGACCCUUGUAAGACAAAAGUUGACUAAGAUAUUUAAUUUCAAAAUUUGACAUUUUGAAUUCGUAAUGAGGCAUCAGUAAAUAAAUAAAUUAAAAUAAUUCAAGUCUUGAUUUUUUUCCCCUUCUUUCAUUCGCCAUUCAGUGAUAUUCUUUGCGAUUUACUAGUGUUGUUAUUUACAGUUUUAUUGCAUUUAGUAUGCUGAAAGAACUUUCACAAGAAAUGUGAAAGUUUUCAGUCAGAAAAUACAAUUUUAAUAUCCUCAUGAAGUUUUAUUGCUUUAGAAUCAUAAUCUGGUAACUGUUAAAAAAUUCAUUAAAAUACAAAUAUUUUUCAUUUUUAAUGAAUGCAAAUAAUAUUCUGAGUUUGCUACAUGCCAAUACUAUUUCUUCUUAUGCCUGUUCCCCCCCCCUAAACACAAAUUUUAUACAAUAUCAAUUCUUAUGCCUGUUUUUUUUCCCCCCUAAACACAAAUUUUAUACGAUAUCAAUUUUGAAAAAAAUUACAAUCCUAUCGACCAUUGAAAUUCGUAAAGCAGCGCCAGUGAUGGUUAAGUAUGACAUGAGAGAAAAAAUUUUGUAUACUUCCACAGCAAAGGCUGUUUACUGGUUUGUGCAGAGACUGAAGAAUGUUUCAUUGUAAGAGUUGCACAUAAAAAGUAUGGCUCGGAAUUCUGAAGGAAUGAUUGGUGUAACUUUGACGGGAUCUCCUCCAACUAUCAUAGUUGAAGCAAUAAUACGAACAUAACAAAAAUUAUAUUUAUCAAUAUUUUUCAUAAUAAUCUGUAUAGAAAUGCUCAUUACAUAUCAGAAAUUUGUUUAAUUUUAGUUACAUAAAAGGCAGAAAUUUCGCUCUUCAAUUUGUAUAGGACCUCUGAAAAUGAUUUCUGAUUUUAAUAUCAAAUAUUUUAGUCAAUUUUUAUUGUACUGGUGUCAUACUUUUUGUGUUUGAUUUUAUAUAAUAUGUAAUUCUGCAUUUCAUAUAUAACUAAUUUUUUAAAUUUAAAAAUAUGAAUCUUUGCAUUUAAAACAUUUUUAUGACCAAUGGUUGUGCAAAUAAAAGCCAAGUAAGGACUUUUAUAGACAAGGUAUGUGAAAGUGCAAAUAAUAUUAUUGCAUAGAAGCCAAGUGGGUAAUUGCUUAACACUGGUAGCUUGAAACAGGUUUGGUUCCUGAAGAAUGGACUUGUUUUCUGAGCACUUCUACAGUUUUCAGCAUAUAUACAAGCUGAUUUUCCUGAAGAAUCCUCUGUGAAUACAUUUCUUCUUUCAGACAGAUAACUUUCUGCCUAUUGCCAUAAUCAAAUAAUCUAAUGAUAUCCAAACAGUAUUCUAAUAUCCAUUCUACUAAUGUUUCUAGCAUUCUGACUUAUUAAGAUAUUCUCUCAUUAAAAGUGUGGAUACUAUUUACAGCAUUAUUUAGAAGAUCAAUAAAAUGUUCCCAGCUGAGCUGUUAAGAAGUUCUGCGAUAUUCAAAGUAACAAAUUUCAGUCUUUGUAGAAUGGCAAGGACACUACAAACACUGAUCCUUACUUUUGAAUUAGAUUAAUAUUUUUUUUAUCAAAUUAUUUUAUUCUUUCUUAUGCAACUGUAAUAACUUUGGUUUGAUUAACCUUUUAUUUAUUAUUUUUUUUUCAGGUUGAAGUUCAAAUUUACUAUCACAAUCAUGAUUACUAUAAAUCUGAAAAAUAAAUUUCAUUUUUAUUAUUU
Molecule: messenger RNA, 7304 nt
Organism: Stegodyphus dumicola
Lineage: Eukaryota; Metazoa; Arthropoda; Arachnida; Araneae; Eresidae
Source: RefSeq, a predicted model, not a curated record